This is a messenger RNA of Bactrocera latifrons, 4455 nucleotides long. It is a transcript of the gene Hph, whose product is annotated as hypoxia-inducible factor prolyl hydroxylase. Gene Ontology annotation, biological process: peptidyl-proline hydroxylation to 4-hydroxy-L-proline; cellular response to hypoxia. The transcript has 7 exons. NCBI's taxonomy places the organism in Eukaryota, Metazoa, Arthropoda, Insecta, Diptera, Tephritidae. Gene Ontology annotation, molecular function: ferrous iron binding; peptidyl-proline 4-dioxygenase activity; L-ascorbic acid binding. The record is from RefSeq and is a predicted model, not a curated record. Bases 858 to 2630 code for a protein of 590 amino acids. Gene Ontology annotation, cellular component: cytoplasm; nucleus.
AAUUUCUAAAAUAGAUUUCCAGCGUCUGCAUUAGAUAAAAAAUAAAAAAGGAAUAAAUAAAUAUAAAUACCUUUCAACGCCAGUAAUAAGAUAUCAAUUAGUUUCUUGGAAUUGAUAUGGAAGGAAAUAUAUAUACAACAAAUGACACUUUUGCAACAGAAACAAAUUCAACAAAGAGAAAUAGCUCAAAAGCUAUUUAGAGCGUUUCAUAGACGACUGUUACUACGUGAUUUAACCACAAAAUUUUAUAAAUAUUUGAGAGGGCAAGAGUAAUCCACUAAUCGCAGAAGCAACGGAAGCGUUAUCAGCUGGCUCACGAGUUAGGGGUUUAAAGUAAAAUUUGUUCGGUUACCGUAGGGGCAAGUGCAUAACUUUGAUUUACCCCUCUCGUCGCGUUUAACUCAUAUGUUGUAUCCAAUAAUCAAAUAUUCAAGCUAAUGCAAAUAAAUAUUUUGCUAAACAGAUUUAUAUUACAACAAAAUUAACUUUUAAAAGUGUAAUAAUUUCAAAUAUGAUAAAAGUGGUAAAACAGCUGCAGAACCACUUAAAAUAGUUCAGCACAUUUAUAUACAAUUGCGAUGACAACGGGAAAGAGCAGCUGCAAUCGAAGUGCAAGAUAAAGAAGAAAUAGUGCAAAGUGUAAAUCAAAAGACAUAUCCACUGCAGAAAAUAAGGCCCCUGUCAAGGUUAAAUUGAAGGCAUAUACUCUUUGGAGGUCAAAGAAGAAUAGUAUUUCAGGUUUUAACAAGUGUAUAAGAUGUCAGGUUGAAUAGCUUACUUAAAACGAUCACAUCAACAAAAAAACAAAAAAAUAAAUAAAAAUCGAAAGUUGAAAUUGUUGAAAUUUAAUUAUAAAAAUGGAAAAAUUUCCACAGUGUGCCAUUUGCGGUACAAUGCAGCAAUUGUUGCGUUGCGCCAAAUGUAAGUCGAUUUUUUACUGUUCCACUGCACAUCAGCAUAUGGAUUGGCCCAUGCAUAAGCAGUCUUGCCGUAUGUUAGCCAAACAAAGAAAUGAAAAUCGCAUUCAACAUCUGCAACAGGCUGUUGCUGCCACAACAUUAAGCAAUACAAUUCCGCCAUCAAUGCCCACAACAAGCAGCGAUGUUGAUGCUGGUCACCAUCGCUGGACAACAUCCACGAAUGAUAUGGCUGUUAUAGGCUUUGGACUACUAGGCGGUAACGAAAGUGCUGAAGUUGAUCCUAGCAUACUAACUGCAGUACCACCCAUGGCUGUGAUGAUGGGUAACAAUGACAAUGGCAUUGCAUACAACCAGACAAAUGGAUUGGCUAACGAGUCAAACCCCAAUCAAAUACCAGAUACAGGUGGUACAGUGAACGGUGCUGGUAUUAUGCAAAACAAUACGUCAUUAUGCAUGCAACCGCAAUAUCACCAUGUAGAUCAACGCUUGCUAUCCCCGCAAUAUCAUCAACAACAACAGCAAUUAAUGUACCAACAGUUGCAGUGUCAACAAAUAUCGCCAUCGCAUGCACCAUAUACAGCAAACCUUACCAACCAUAAUACACAUCAUCAUUAUGAGAAAAGCAUAAGCUGUCAAGUUGGAAGCGGAGGUGGCGUGGACGAAAACGCUUUUGGAAAUGCAAAUGAGCGCCGCUAUGACGAAUUAUGUCGAAAUAUUAUCAGCGACAUGAAUCAGUACGGUUUGUCGGUGGUCGAUGAUUUUCUAGGCGUCGAGAAGGGCCUGCAGAUUCUCAAUGAAGUGCAUCGCAUGUAUUCAGCUGGUGUCUUCAAAGACGGUCAACUGGUCAAUAAUUUGCGAGAAGAAGAGUUGCGCACGAUACGCGGCGAUAAGAUAACGUGGGUUAAGGGCGUAGAACCAGGCUGUGCAAAUGUUGGCUAUUUGAUAAAUCAGAUUGACGCGGUCAUUUGUCGGGCAAACACAAUGAAGAACAAUGGUCAAAUGGGCAACUAUAACAUUAAAGAGAGAACAAAGGCUAUGGUGGCUUGCUACCCGGGUUCCGGCUCGCAUUAUGUGGUGCAUGUCGAUAAUCCGAACAAAGACGGUCGUGUUAUAACGGCCAUUUACUAUUUGAAUGUUAAUUGGGAUACGGACCGCAGUGGUGGCAUUUUACGAAUUUUCCCAGAGCACGGUAAUUCAGUUGCUGACAUCGAGCCGAAAUUCGAUCGUCUGAUCUUUUUCUGGUCCGAUAGGCGGAAUCCCCACGAAGUACAACCCUCACAUCGUACCCGCUACGCCAUCACUGUGUGGUAUUUCGACGCGAACGAACGCGAAGCGGCGCUGAAUCGCAUUAAAAACAACAAAAAUAAUGCCAAAUCAACAACAAAUACAACAGCGAGGGCGUCGGCGUCGGCGCCUACGAAUAUGCACGACAACUCGAGCACAACGCAUACAAAUCCGCAAUUGAACACCAGCAAUGCGUCGGCGGCGACAAUAGCAACAACAGCAGCAGCACCAGCAACAACGGCAACAGCAACAACCACGCCAACAAUGCCAACACCCGCAAAUACCAAAAUGGUUGCGAAUUCGACUGCGACCAUAAACAACAGUAAAUGCGCGAGUAUAAACAACGCGACGGCGAAUAUGGGCGAGCACCACCACACGAACAGUAACAGUGCGGUGCUUGCGAAUUCGAGUGAAAUUUGCACGUAACACCGCAACCAGCUAUUGUUGUUGUUGUUGUAAAGAGAAAAAGCUGGUCUGCGUGCUGUAGCGCGCGUGUUUCUUGUGUUUGUGUUUUUUGUUUUGGUUUUAUAAGUUUUUGUAAUUUUUUCGAUUUUUUGUUUGUUGGCCGAUCACUUAAGCGUUGGCUGAAGGCAAGCAACGAUUUUAUUUUAAUUCUGUGCGGAAAUGCUAUAAAUGCGUAGGAGCAUAGGAAAAGAACAACAACAAAUUGGAAAUGCAAAAAAUAUUAUCCAGAACUAAGACAUUUGUAUGUACGCUGGAAGUAUUACAUAAACGAAUGUAAUGUAAAUAUAUAUGUAAUUCACUAGAAGUAAGCACUUUGGCUUCAUAGCUUAGGUAAAAAGAAAGCUGAAUGAAAUAUUUGUAUUACAUACGUCUACUAUAUAUUAUAUGUAUACAAAUAUGUACGAAUAUUCAUAUAUAUGUAUGUAUGUAAUGCAAGCAAACAUCUGCGCCUACGCCUGAAAUGUGAUAAAAGAAUGAAACAAUUUGAGAAUGCAUUCGAGUGGUGUAAAACGCUGUAAAGCCGCUAACUAAAUGCUAGUGUAGAGCUGUCUGUUAACAAUUAGUGUUUGUAAAAAAUGUAUUGACCAGCAGUAUAUCUGUAUGUAAACACAUGUAAAUUAGUGUAAGUAUUAGGCGUUUGUGAAUUUUCUACACAAAAUGCAGUUGUAUGCAUACAUAUACUUUUAUAUACAUAUGUACAAAUAUUAGGGUGUCCAUUAUUCGAUUUGUUGUUUGCAAAUGCUUCCUAAAUUUUUAUUCAUAUAGUACACCAUGUCGUAUGAGCAAUACUGUAUGUGUAACUCACUUGUAUGAACGCUCAGGUCGUUUGAUGUAUAAGUUUGCAUAAAGCUUUCAAAGGAAUGUUGUUAUGAAAAAGAUUAUGUAGCUGCUAUUUUGGAGAUUAGAAGAUUUGAAAUUGGAAUAUCACUUUUUCGAUUCAAUUUAAAUUGUUAAUUAAGAACUUUCUCCCAUAUUACGGAUUUCAACUCCACUCGGUUGAAUUGAGUUCAGAUUAACCCAACUCUUUUUUUGAGAUAUUGAUAUUUAACUAUUUUCAGUUGAAGUUUGCUUGGUGUUGCCAACCUAAAAAAUAAAGAUUUUACAGAUAAUUAAACAACUGAAAAUAUUAAAAAAAAAAUAAUUUAAUUUAGUUAUUGCUCACGAAAUGGUGAAUAAUUAGUAAAACGGGCAUUAGUUUUGAUUACCGGUAGAUAUAAAGAAUGCAGUUUAAAUGAUUUUAGUCAAAUCAACUUGCGACAUCUAUGGCUGUAGCCAAACCUGCUUUUAAAUAUUAUAAACUCUAUAUUUAUGCGUUAUGUAUAAAACAUCAAUGAAGAAAAUUAAAAAAACACUUAAAAAGUUAAUUUGACUCAAAAAAUGUAGUCCUAAGAGUAGUAGAUUACAUCGAAGCUUUAUCUUUAAAACACUUCCCUUAAUUUUAUUUUAAUGUUUCCAAUUUGUGGCUUGUUUUAUCUAGUUUAAUACCGAAUUUCAAAACGUCAAUCAAAUGUAGUUGGGUUCAAAUGAAAACCGUAAUAGGAGCCUGCAAAAACAGAAAAAAAAAUUAACUUGAGAAAUAAUAGACACCCUAAUAUAUAUUUAUGUGCGUAUAUUGUGCUCUUUCUACAUAUGUAUUGCUGUGAACAUAUAUAUAAAUGGUAUAUAUAACUGGUGAAUAUAACUGAUUAUGCUAAUUAGUUAUGCAAAUAAUUUUGUGCUGAUAAUAACAAUAGGCAUAUUCGCUUAGUAAAAGCCUAAUUUCUUCAGUAGUAUUUCAAAAUGAUGA